Anastrepha ludens (Mexican fruit fly) is the source of this 11810-nucleotide messenger RNA. RefSeq lists its product as uncharacterized. Lineage: Eukaryota; Metazoa; Arthropoda; Insecta; Diptera; Tephritidae. Bases 799 to 3705 code for a protein of 968 amino acids. The record is from RefSeq and is a predicted model, not a curated record. The transcript has 10 exons.
GUAACCAAACAGUUCGGGCAACGGUACGGAAAAUUGUGCUAGCUUAACCGUUGGCAUCUGGAUACUAUUGGCAGUUAAUUGUAGUGUAUUUUACUAGUCGGUUGUUUGCUUUUGUGUUACAAAUACAAAAGAAAAAACAAAACAAAUAUUAGAAAUAGAGUGAGUAAAUUAGCUGAGCGGUGCGAUGCGAUCGCAUUUUACACUAAAUACUUACGGCAUUGAGAGCGCGAUCGCGAUGCGACCGUACCCCAAACAGUGAAUUGUUCAAAUUUGCAGAUACAAUAAAAAACAAACAAGUAACCAAAAAAAUAAACAAAAAAUAGAUAUUUUAGUUGAGCAAUAAACAACAAAAACAAAUUGUGUUUUAAAACGACAAACGUAAACUAAACUGGAUUGCAACACAAAAAAUAAUCACACUAGUGCGUUAAAGUACAAAAAGAUGGAAGUUGUUUGAAAUUAGAAAAAAAAAAGUAUUUUGUCUAUGGGUGGGUGUGCAUGCCAGCGCAAAUUUCACUUAAGUUGCGCUUUCAAGUAUAUACAAACAUACAUACUCGUGAAAUUGGCAAUUUCAACAGUGUGCCGCGACUGACCCUUUACGUAAUUGCUGAUGUUGUGUGAAGAAAAGUUUUGUUUUGGAGACUUUAGUGAGUCCGUAAAAGCGAGUGCAAGUUAAAAUCAGGUAAAGAAACAAGUAAAUAAAAUACACUGAAAAACUGUUACCAGCUAAAAGUUUGAAUGCCUGCAAAACUGAGGUAAGCACUGACACGAGCAACAAUAAAUAAGAGAUAAAUCAAUGCGAUGUUAAAAUUUCAUUACCAUAGUAAAAGGAAAUUUAAAGUGUCCAUACAAAAGAAAUAUUUAUCCAAAAUGGGCGGUUCCCCUGCUUUGUGGUGUCUGCUGCUAGCGCUGUGUGCCGCAACACAGUUCAAUGCCGCGCAAGCUCAAUCGAAUUAUGUGCAGCAAGGCGAUAGCGGGAACUACACAACAAAUGGCUUGCCCGAGGAGGCGACACUGGAUGGAAAGGUCACGAAAUUAGAUGAUAUUAGCCCACUCAUAUUUUUAAAUCGCACAAAAGCAGCGCUCAAUUGCGCAGCUGGCUCCAUGCAAGUCGACAUGAAAUUCAAUGAACCUUUUCACGGCAUUAUUCAAGCCGAUUACGAUCGCAGCAGCGCUUGUCGUGUCAAUGGCAAGGGCGCGCUCAGUUAUAGAUUGGAGCUACCACUCAAAGGAUGUGGCACUAUACAGAAUCCUACACGCGUUUUUACGAACAAUAUAAUCGUGCGCUUCCAUGCCAAUCUGGAAAUGGAUGGCGAUGAGAUAAUUACCAUUGUCUGUCGCUAUCCACCACCUAUACCAUCACUGCCACCAGCGUUGCCAGCGCCUAUCUUGAAUCCCAUCGCAACGGGUUCCGUGAUACAGCCACCCCUCAAGGGCAUACAGCUACUUCUAAUCAUUUGCGCCAUCAUGUUCUUGACACUGCUAUUACUUGGUUUGGCUGUCUCAUACUAUUGUCUGCGCAGUCGCCCAAUACCGGUAGUCCGCCGUCUUCCAAUGUCCAUGGGAAGUGGUUCGGAAAUCACCAAGCUUAGUGGCAGUAGCAUGGGUAAUAUUAGUGCCUUUGAAGGCGUUAAAAUCCCACGCGCUAUUGUACCUUUGGCGGCUGUGCAUAGCUCAUCGGGUAGCGAGGGUGCGCUCAUACCUUCUGACUACCCCAGCGAAUCACAUUCCGAAAUCGAAGAAAUCGAUACGAGAUCACUGCCCUUCAGCUCAGCAGGUAGCUUUGAAAAUCGUGCAUUUGUUCAAGAGACUUCAAGCAUUUAUAGCGAUCAUUAUGGACAUACUCAGGAAGUGCCGGCUGCCAAUGCGGUGGCCACUUCGGUGCCUCGUCAUCCUAUUGCCGUCAAGGAAUCAUCGUCGCCCAAGUUCGACGUGCAAGUGCGCGUUAAGAAGUCUCCGCCACCACCACCUUCGCCUGUUACCUCGGACACUGAGAGUAUUGCCACACUGCGCCCAGAUCGCAAUAAUCUUUCGACUAUUAUGGAGACUCAUGAAGACCGUGAAAGUAUUAUGACAAUGGACUCACUGCCACCUCAAGAGGAGACUGUACAUACUCAAUUCACAUAUGUUCCUGAAUUGCAUCCGGCACCCAAGCACACUGUGGAAGUGACUCCACCGCCACCACCAGAGCCUGUGUUCUCUGUAUAUGCACGCACACACCAUGAGAUGGUCGACGGACGGCCCGAAACUUGGUCAGACUUUACUGAUGCACCCACUGUUAGUGAGGUCACGGAUAUGACUUCUGAGGCACCCGAUAUGCACUCAGUUGGCGAGAUGGUUGACAGCACACAUUUCUUCGAGGCAGAGUACCUUCCACCUGAACCACCAAUUGUGGUGAAGAAACCACAGGUCACAUCGCAUACUGUAGAUGAUGUAUAUUUGUGCACCAUUACCGAAAAGAAGACAAUUGAAGAUAUUGAGAGUCAUAAGCGUCGUGUUACCGAAUAUAAAGCGAAACCAAAACCAUUGCCACCACCAAUACCGGACCCUACUUGGGAUGUUAAGAUACGAAAUUAUCCAACUGAGCGUGAACAGCAACGAUGGGAGAAUUUCUCCGAUAUUUCCAGUGCAUCCGGUAUGACACUUACGCCCAAGAUGGAGCGCUCUGAGCUAAGCUUGCCAAUUGUGCCUAAAGAGCCGCCACAACAAAUCUAUGAUAACAAAGAGAAGCUGACCAGUCCGCAGCUAGUGGGCAACAUGAAACCUAUUGAAAUGCCCCCAGAAGAUAAGGCAGUGCCAAAUUGGGAUGUGCUGAUACGUAUUUUGGAAGAACCGGAAUUUUCGGAAGCUGACGAUGCCAGCUCGGUGCACUCCAGCGUGCAUCCACUCACGCGCUACAUCAGCUAUGACGAUAAGGCCAAAUGGAAGGAAAUUAUCACUACAGAGUCAUCGUUGCGCACAAUGCUCACGGAGGCCGUGGUGCGGGAAGAUUUUGAACGCAUACGUCAAGAUACCCGCUAUGAGCGUAUCUUUGAGCCGCAGACAUGGGAUGUUAUCAUUCGUAUAUUGGCGCCACCUGCCGAUGAGGAUACGGAUGUGGAAAUGCGCGCACCUAAGCGUACGAAGAAAACACAACCGUGGGAUACUCGUUCGCGCCGUAGCUCCUUGCCAACUUUGUAUGAAUACGAUAGUGAUGGUGGUUCCUCUGUUCGCACCAUACGCCAAGACCCAAGCAUGCCAUUGCGUGACAAUAGUUUCAAUAUGCAACGUUCACGUCGCUCAUCGCGCACAUCUUAUCACACUGAUCAGAAUGAUUUCCGUUCUAUGUCGGAGGUUACAGUCGACUUUGGACGACCCGAUCACUUAGACAACGUGUCGGAUGCAAGCUCUUUCUAUCCAAUGCAAUACUAUGAUGACGAGGAUCGACGCUCCUUCCAUCGGUCGGUUAGUCAUCCGUCGUUAGCGCGUUCAGCAAGUGAGUUUACUGAGCAUUGGGCAGCACCAGAUGAACUUUCAUCGCCAGAAGCUACACCCAAAUCGCGUCGUUCGCAACGCUUGACAACAUUCCAGCCGCGUAUACCGGCUCCACCACCACCGCCGCGCUCUGGCCAGAUUGUGGCACAAACACAAAGCCAAUAUGUAGAGACACGUCGCAGCACAACAUUCCACACAGAGAACGAAGCAGCAGCGCGUUCACGUGACUGGUAAACGUGACAAUACAUUUAGCCACGCAGAUGCGUUAACGCGUAAGCGUGCCCAGGUCAGGCUGCAUGAGUUUACAGCCAAAGGGAGAGAAAGAGCAGCAGGGCGGAAAAAGAUUACUAACAAAUACUGCUUCCCGCUAAAGUCAUUGCCAACCCACAACAAUGUGUAAACAUAUACAUGUACAUAACUGUACAUAUAUGUGCGCCUUGUUAGUGUUAUACAACUACAAUAAAUAUACGUAUGUCUAAGUGGACUUUGUACAUACACACACACUACAUACAUACAUAAGCAAGUAUUGCGGCCCCCGGGGCUACAUAUUUACAUAUACAUAUGCAUACAUUUAUGUAUAUAUGUAUUUAUAUACUGUAAGUACAUACAAGUUUACAUAACACAAGUGCCAAUUUAAAUAAUCCUGCAUUCGCUGCGUACUUAAAUACAAACAUACCUAUUAACAAUAAUGACACAUAAGGGCGCAUACGUACUCGUAUACUCAUAAUAUUAACGAAAUUGUAUAAAAAAGUAGUUAUAAUGUGAAAAAAUUGAAUUUUCUCCAUAGAAUAUAAAAUUUAAUUGUUAAAAUAUUUUCCUUAGUUAAGUCAAAUAACACUAAAUAUAGUACUUAAGUAAAUUGUAUGCAUAACAACAACUAAAAAAAUCGCAACUAAAUGUGUAAGUCCAAUUUAGGAUAUGUACACAUAUACGUUUAUAUGUACAUAAAUUCUACGUGGCACGAAAAUCGCCAUGAAUUUGUGUACCUUCCACAAUUUUUGAGCACAUUUUACAAAGAUUCUAUGCAAAGCUACUUCUACACGCGUUAUUGACUCUAAUGGCUGACUCAUAACAAAUUACUUCUACAAUGACCGCACAUCGUCAACGACCCAUAAGAAUCCACUUAACAUAGAAUUGCCACACCAGUUGCGAGUCAACACGCCCCACAAAAGGGCCAUCAAAAUGCUAUGCUGUGUGCAAAUUAGCUACAUAUAAAACUUUUCACUUAACAUGUACAAUUACCAGUCGAGUCAAAUGCGACAAACCACAAACUGUAUGCAAAUAGGCGGGCACGACUCCACCCACAUACACACGACACGUUGACCCAGACGACGGGCACCAAAAAUUAGCUACCACGCAUGAAUUCAAAAACAAACAGGUUGGUGUGUGAGUGAAUCACCACACCCACUCGCACUGCUGAAUUUAACAGAAAGGUUAGAACGCUGGGCUAGUCAAAAUUGCUACUAUUUUAUAUAUGUACAGCUCACUAUAGCAACAACAAAUUAAAGAGCAUACGAGAAUCAUAAAGACCUUUUUCAAUUUCGGAGCCGCAGGCAAAUGAUUUCCACAUCACAAAAUAUUCAAAAAUAUGAAAGUCUAGAUAAGUAAACGACAAAAGUGUUUCGUAAUUAAAAAGGGUUAGGAAGAAGUGUAGGAUGGAAUGGGGGCUGACAGGUUUACCGGUAGCUGGUACCAAGUUGAUUUCGCCCACCAACGAGGGUAGGUCAACCGGUCGAAUGUAGAAGUAAGUACAGAAAUACAAACUAACAUUUAUUUCUAUAAAAUUAUGUGUGUAUGUCGAAUCACUACAGUAAAUUCACUGUGCCUCAUUCUGGGGAAUUCUUAUACGUGACUGGUACGCAUCACGCGUUUAUUUCAACCGAGCAGUAAAAUUUCAGUAAAUCUAGAAAUGUGCUAGAAUGUGUUAAUGGUCUACCUACAAGGCAACUUUGUUUUAUCAUUUGGGACUAACGCAAGGUAUCUCAGAUACAUACGUUUAACUGGUCCACAUACUUAUAGUAUAUCGAAAUAUGACUAAUUUCGAAUUAAUUGGUACAUCAGAAUGUGCCAGCUGGUAUUAAAAAAAAUUUAUUCCAUGCAUUAAAUUGAAUUUCGUUAUAGUAAAAAGCCGAAUGAUUAACCAUCACCCACCAAACGAGCAGUAGUGGCACAGUACUCAAGUACACAUCCUUUUUUAUUUGUUCUCAUCGAACUCUAAAACUGUUUAGUUACAAUCAUUACAUUGAAUCAAGCAAUGCCUUAGCGGAAGGGGCAUAGUUUCGUUUGCUUAAUUUUGAAAAGCUCGCCCCAUAUAUCAAACAUUUCAGCAGCUGAGAGUUAAUAUCUAGGCAUAAGGACUUAAGUAGUUAAUUUAAUUCAUAGUUUCGUUUACACGAUUUCAAAAAAGAUUUCUGAGUUGCACCGAUACUCAAAAAGGAGGAUAAAAGUUAACUUCAGUUCGGAAAGGAAUUAAAAGUAGGCUCUGUAGGCAGUUGAACCAUAAAAAACAUUCUAGACACAAAUCUUGCUAUGCCAAUAAAGAGGAGAUAGACAUAUGAUUUUUAAACGACGAUUGUAGCUAAGCGAAAAUUAUAUGCAUAGAUAAUCAUAACAAAAAUUCCUUAAGAAAUAAGACGUAGUCUUUUUUAUUUUAUAAAGCUAAUAGCACAUUCGGCCGCCGUACUCGAAUCUCAUGAAGAGCUCGCUAUUUCUAUUAGAUAUUUGAACUAAAUGUUCUUAAAAUCUGAUACUUGAAAUAUUAAGUUCGUUUUUAUUUAAAAUCGAAGAUGCGAUUUUCUGCAAUAAGAGUUGGAGAGGCACUCCAUUCAAUAUAUUUACUUGAGUUCAUAAAAUUAAAAAAAUCAGUUUUCGGUGAAGUUAUUUGGAGCCUUCUUUAUGGAAUUAGUGCCUUGCGGUAGCAUCAUAACUUUGAACUGUUUCAGAUAAAAUCAACCAAGUAAAGAAAAUUCUUCAGUUUAGUAGUAAAAAUAAUAAUAAAUCGAGUAAUAAAUCGCAGAUUCUUUUUUGAAAGAACAAAAAUUUGGUCUCUUUCACACUUACAACCGAUUUUUUUUGCAAAAAAAUAUAAUUUUUCAACAAAAACAAAAGUGCUUCCUUCGUCUUGGUUUUCGAGGCUCUGUGGGUUGCGUACUAGUUGCUUGGUAUCACGAAAAUUUUUUCUUUAAUUAAUUUGAAUAUUUCAUUCAAUUUUUUUCGGGCUAUAUUUUCGAAAUAUUAUGCGGCAAAUUAAUAAAAUUUUUGAAAUAAUACAUAAAACCAGUUUUCACGUAGAUUCUAGCCUAUCUAGCGUAUUUUAAUACGCAACUAUGUUCAAACUAAAUCUGGCUAAUAUAAUACGCAAUAUAAAAACAAGAAAUCGAAUAACAAAAACAACCGUUAGCUUCUCUUACAAACUGGUGGCAAUUGAGACACUUCCAGACUAGUUCACAUUUGCACGAUUGAACUGACUUCUGAAGUACGAAUUUGUUUUUCUAGUUAAUUUUGUGUUUUUUGCAAUGCUUCCCAUUUACAUAAAUAUAUAUGUACGUAUAUAGAAAUUUACAUAUCAUAUCUGUCGCACCCACUAGUAGGCAAUUCAGCUGAUAUGCUGCUCCCAGUUUAUUUUGUGACAAUUUAUAUUUUUUGGCCCAGCUACCAGCAGCUACAGAUAAAACACAUUUUGGGCUACCCAAACACAAACCGACAUCCUCAUAUGAGUUGAUAUUAAAUAUUUACCUCUAUAAAGUGGCGCCGGUUGAGCAAUACACUAACGUCUACUAAUACAUACAACCUAUGGGAAAAUGACUACCUGUGACUAAAUUUAUCCACCGGCAUGCACUUAGUCAGCUCAGUUUUAUGCAAUACGUCUAACUAAAUAAACUCCGAGUACUAUCGUUUUGUGGACAAAUGCUUACAACACUUCUAGCACUAUUGUACUCGUAUGUCGUAUUUGAGUAUAUAUGCAUAGGUAUAUCAUAAUAUAAUUUUAGUUACAUUUCAUAGGCAAUAUUGAUACAUUUUUUAUAUGUCGAUAUGUAUAUUUUAUUUACUUACAUAAGUUUUUCGUCGCCAUUCAGCUCAGCACAAGGCGAACAACAUUGGUUUUAUACUCGGUAUCGAAGGUUUCCGCAUUUGUCUGUUGAUAGGUGCCACCAGCAGUCAGGUACCUGAUAUUAAAUUGAACUACUCCAUCAAUCAACGCAAUAUUACUGAUAAAGGGAAAUAACUCUGUGAAUCUGUAUGCUAAAAUUUUGAAAAAAGAAAAAAAAGCGCUGACUGCUUUCGAGUGUACUCAAAAAAAUUUGUUCUACUGCUGGGAAUGCCUAGAUAGAAAAUUUAGCUGGAAAAUUUGCUUUAAAGCUACUGGACAUUUUCAUUGAUUUUCGGUUGAACGGUUUGUUAGUAGUAGUCUUACCGGAACGCCUAGCGCACUGAAAAGCUAAUUGGGUAUGCUUUUCUUCUGAACUCUACGCUGUUUUCCUUUCUCUUGUUAUCAAACCUAUCGAUGAUAGUUUUGUAUGUAUGUGUGACUCAUGAAUCGCUUCGAGAAUUUCAAUAAAUUUCGCAAUAAAAGCCAACAAACUCCGCUUUGCCGUUUUAUGCGCCUAAGUUGUACACUUGAACAGAUAGUGAGGAGUCUGAAGGCAGAAUAGCAAUUAAAAUUUUGAUUUAUUUACUCCAAUGUUUUUACUUUGAAUUAAUCAAGAUGGGCUUCUACUCCUAUUGACUGUACUUGUAAUUAUAAUUUUCUCUUGAUUACUCCUAGUAGGCCGCGUAUGGCUUUAAAAUUUUUCAGGAGAGGUCGCACUUUCCAUGUAUGUAUUCUUGGUUCAGAAUCGAAACAAGUGAAUUGUCUUUUGAUCUGCUAUCGCGCUUAAUAUCCACUUGAAUUCGCUAAAUAUUCUGGAAUUCGCUUUCCAGAGCAAUGCAACGGCAAUAGUGCUGAGGUAUUAAAAUGAAAUUCAUACUUGUGUACCUUUUCGUUAUAGCAUCUUAAGUAUUUUUACUAUAUAGAUCCUCCCAGCUCCCAGUACAAAGUUGGUAGACUCCAAAAAUGAGUUUUAAAUCUACUAAAAAAUAAAUUCGGCAACAUUUGGUGCUUAUUUUAUAUCAAAUAUUUUAAAUAGAAAUUCAAGAUAUGUAUUUGUUUUACUUUCUUGCUUGUUCUGAUAGGUUGAGUGCAAAAAUCUGAACUUAAAAAUUGCUACCUUCCCUUAUGGCUCUGCACUUCAAUAGUUCGGGGGUUAAAAGAAAAUGAAAAGAUAAGCAUUUUUGCAUUUGAAUAAUCGUUAAGAAACUGGGUGCUGUUGAAAGUUUAAGAAAAGAAUCCCUCCAGCUAAGAAAACACGUGCCUCUAUUAACUUGGAGUAGGGGAAAGUCUAUGAAAGUAGUAUAUCUCCCCAAGGCGAAUAAUUUGGGCUUAUUUUUUUAUUACCUGGAAUUUUUUUAAAUCGUCAAUGAGAGUUAUUUUCGAUAGAAACAUAAUGAUUUAUGCAAAAAAAGUGAACCCAAAAAUUAACACUUUCAUGAUUAUUAAACUAUAAUAUAAUAGAAAAAACAGAAUGUACUUUGUAGAAUAGAAUAAUUAGUAGGGAAGUCAAAUUAAGCCAUUCACGACCAAUAAAUUAACCCUUUCGCGGCCAGUAGAGGAUAUUUCUUAAACCUAAUUGAGAAAUUUGAAAUUAAAUUAUUCACAUUGGUUGCAUAAGUGGAUGUUUAGAGAUUUGCAAUUGUAAAUAAAAAGUAAAUGACCAUGAUGCUUUGUCCAAAGAAAGUUCGUGGUGCAGUAAAGCCUCCUGCAAUAGCCUCCUCCCUCCCUAGCUAACCACAGUUUUUUUUUGGGGAACGCUACUUUCAGCAUUACAGCAACGUAGACCCGCCUGUAGGGAAAACCGCCGCAGUUCCUCUUCCGCCUUGAUAUACAGGUAAUCACCACCUUACUGAGGUCAGGACGUUCUGCUGUGUUUGCAGAUAUUUCGAAACUAGUUUUCAGUUUAUUUGUAUUGAAUAAGUUUCUGGGUAAUUUGGAUUGAGUACCGUAGAAUACAGCAUUUAACAGGGACAGUGUUAACUUGUCACUACUUUAAGCCUUAUUUUAGCGGCAGCGGGUCUGAAAGAGAAAAACCUAAUUUCAUUGACUCAUACCAGUCAUUUUUUGUUUUUGUUUUUAUUCGAAACGGCAGCGUAAAAUGAAAAUUGCCAUGAAGUUGUUGACUACAGAUAUCAAACUGUUCGUUUGAUGCCAAAAUAAUGUUUUUUCCUGUUAUGCGUGCAGAAAUGGCAGUGGUUGUUUUAUGUUGUGGCAAAAGUUAUUAGCGUUUUUUUUUAUUACACUUUUUUAUUUUUACUUAAGGAGCAAGAAAGAAAAAAAAUUUCUCGAAUUUAAAAUUUUUUUUUUUAUUAUUGGCAUUUUUCGAACGAAUUAGCGUUGUUUUCCAAGGCCAGAAGAUUGCCCCAAUGAUAAGUUGGCGCACUUAGACAAGAACUCUCAGCCCAAUUUGUUUGAGUUAUGCGAUUUUUACAGCGAAUGAGAGAUAUUUUCAGCUUACAUGAAUAAUCCCCACGGUAUACAGCAUGCAAAGAUGUCGCGAAUAUCAAACUGCUAGUCGGAUCUCAGAGAAUUUGCUGGAAUCAAGUGAUUUGCUAUCGUAAUAAGUGGAAGUGGUUUUUUUUUUUACAAUAGAGGUGAGCAAAAACUGAGAUUGUGUUGGUCAUAUAAGAAAAAAUCAACGCAUCCGAUGCUUAUGUUACUGCUGCCUGAACAGCGACUGAUUGUAAGAACGUAAGAAGACGUGGGAAAUGAGCGUCCGCUAUGUGCAGUCAAUUCCGCUAUGGCGUAGCAGCCAAAGUUGCUCUCACAAUUUUGCUUCCGAUGACCAAACCUUGUAUUCUAAGAAAAGAAGAUAAGAGAGCUUACUCGUAUGAAAAUUGCAAAUUUUUUUCGUAUUUCAACACUUUCGAUCAUUUUAAUUUGCGUAAAUAUUUGACAGUUUUAAAUAUUAAUUUAUUACCUUUAAUUGCAAGCGAGUUUGACAUCUGGCUUGAAUUUUACUUUUGCAAAUUACAAACAAAUUUUUUUAGUCACUUACAUACUACUCAUCCUAUAAAACGUGCUCGGAAAUUGUACUUACACAUUUAUGUUUCGCUUUAAUAAAUAUUGAUUAUUUAAUUUCAAACUUUUUCAUUUAUUUCACGCAUUCCCUGUUCGGAAAAAUUUCACUAAAAGCACAACUCAACAUGAGUUGUUAGGUUUUGUUUUGUAGUUGCUUGUAUACUAUGUAGAUCUACACUUUGUUACACAAGUAUGCAUCUCAUGGAAAGUAAAGUGAAUGCUUCCCUUAUCUAUCAUUAGGCUAAGUAAAAUAUUGGUGUGAAAAAGCUGGAAAAGUUUGAAAACACUCAACUUAAUGAAUAUUUAAUUACUGUGGCGCAUCUUAAUGCUCAACAUAACAGUUAGCUUCUUAGGCGGUAUACUAUACAUACAUUUAUAUGUAUGUGGGUGGUGGGACUUUACUGCAAUUUGCUUAAUACAUAUAAAACCAAAUAUGCUAAAACUAUUAUACGGAUACACAUACUUACGUAUUUUCGAAAAUUAUCUCUGUAUGUAUAUUUAUUGCUAAAGCAAAACAGUUGUGCGUGCGUAGUGAUACAAAAAUAUGAAAUUUAAAAUUUUAUGUACAUUUACAAUUACAGUCAUUGACAGUGGCUCAUUUAGUGCUCGCAAUGCAAGUCAAAACGAACAAGCGCACAAUUAUACGCACAAACUAAACGAAUUAACUUUAACUAAAAACUUAUUACAAUUUACGAGCUUAACUAAUUAUAUUGCUUAAAUAAAAAAAAAACUAACAAAUUGCUUCCAUCAGCAAAAACGCGUGCAGUUUUAAUAAAAUAAGAAAUAUGUAUUAUUUUAUAUAUCAACUGAUUAAGUCACUAAUUUGCUCCCGUCAUACCUUCAAUUUGUGAUUUUACUUAAUUCUGACACACAAUUUACAAUAAUUGUGUUCUAUCGAAAUUAAUUCCGUGAAAUUAUAAAAUAGGGAAUAUAAACAUUUACAUAUUGCAAUGUGUGUAUGUAGUUAUAAAUAUGUGACCAACUUGUCUAUAGCUAAAUAUGUAACGGUUUGUAUGCUGCAUAUCGAUUAUUACUUACGUACUCAAAUAUUUAUAAUAAAAUCUGGUAAUUUUUUUGUAUGUAAUAGUAAAUCGGCGAAUGUAAUUGUAAUAAAUAUAUGUAACAGCUUCACAUUGGCUAAGGUAUAAAUUUUAUAUGUACAAUGUGUACAGAACAACAAGAAAAGAAAUUUAAAAUAAUUUUGCGAAAUAAAAAUACACAAUUAUUA